AGCGCAGGUUGUGCCCAAAAAAAAUGCACGCUGUGGCGGGGUGAGCAAGACAUUUUCUCAGGUCUGCGGCGACACACAUAAUCUUUUAUCUCUUACACCGACUUGCGCCUCACACUUGUCGAGACCAGUUCCCCCUUCGCGCCUGACCGCAGUGCGCAUUUCCAGCGCAGGUUUCCCCCGAGACCCUGUCUGGCCCUGCGCGUCCCUCUUUGCGUUCUCUUGCAGGAUUUCAGUCAGCAAUAGCGACCCGCAUACCGCCAUGACUGUCGUUCCCAUCACCGGCGCUGCCCCCCCGGUGGCAGACGUCGCAGCCAUCCUCGAGACCAUCUUCAACGCCUCUUCGUCCAAUCAAUCGAUCGAAGCCUGCUACGCUCUCUGCGACAUCCUGAUCAACACAACGGGUUUCCAUGGCCUCCACCACUACAACAUCAUCUCCGAGAUCAAGAAGGCUUCCAUCGACAAGAAGAGCGGUUUCCGCCGCGAGGGUGCCCAGAACCUCCUUGGUGCCCUGUUUGAGCGGCUGCCCCCAGCUGCACCCAUUACCGAGGUUGUUUUCCUCAUCCAGGAUGGUGGUCUUCUCAAGAUUGCUCUCGAUGCCCUUGCCGACAAGGGCGCCAUUGUCCGCGAGGCUGCCCAGUACGGCAUCGACGCCUUGUUCGCCAACCUGAGCCCCGAGGCCAUGGUCGCUGCCCUCCUGCCCGCCAUCGUCGAGUACAUCAAGAAGGCCGGUGGAAAGUGGCAAGGUGUUGUCGGCGCCUUCAAGAUCAUGGAGAAGAUGGCCAACAAGGCCCAGAUCACCAUUGGCAGCACCAAGGAGCAGGCCGCCGAGCAGGAUAUCAUGCGCGAGGCCAUGGGCUCCAAGCUUGCCACUCUGAUUCCCAUCACCGAGAAUGGCAUGUUGGAUAUGAAGACCGAGGUCGAGAAGCAGGCUCUCAAGACCAUGACGGCCAUCACGACCCUUCUCUCCAACGACGAUGUCGCAUCUCGUAUUCCUCUCCUGAUCGAGACCAUGCAUCACCCAUCUGUCGAGGCGGUGCACAAGGCCAUCCACGCCCUCUCCCAGACAACCUUUGUCGCCAUCGUCACCUCUCCCGUUCUCGCCCUCUUGACUCCUUUCCUGGAGCGCUCUCUCAACAACCCCUCGACUCCCCAAGAAGUUCUUCGCCAGACCGUUGUCAUUACCGAGAACUUGACCAAGCUCGUUCACGACCCCAUCGAGGCCCGUACUUUCCUCCCCAAGCUUCAGCCUGGUGUGAAGAGUGUCGUUAACCGCGCCUCGCUCCCCGAGGUUCGUGAGAUCGCCACUCGUGCCUUGGCCGUCAUGGACAAGGCUAUGGGUAACGACAACUCGGCAUCCUUGACAAUUAUCGAGCGCACUUCUGCUGAGGAUGUUGCCAAGGUGUUGGACCAAGAAAUCAAGAAGAACGGCGGCCUGAAUGACGACGAAGCCCUCUACAAGCUGGCCGCUCCAUUUAUUUCCUCAAUGGUUUGCGAAGACGUCAACCACCGCCACCUUGAUCGCAUCCCUAGCAAGAUUGCGCCCUACCUCAAGGACCUGUUGCGAAAGCCCGAAGCCAGCGAUGCCGUCGCCGAGGCCGUUCACAAGUUCUAUGUGGAAGAGGAUGCGCGUAAGUACGGUGUUCCAGAAAAGGAAGACGACGGUGAGAUUGAGAUUGUCAACGCCGACUUUUCUCUGGCUUAUGGUGGUAUGCUUUUGUUGUCGCAUACGAACCUUAGGCUCCUGAAGGGUCAUCGUUACGGCUUGUGUGGUCGCAAUGGUGCUGGAAAGUCGACUCUGAUGAAGAGUAUCGCCAAUGGAAAGCUCGAGGGCUUCCCGUCUCAAGAUGUUUUGCGCACUUGCUACGUCGAACACAACCAGGGUGAGGAUGCCGAUAUCAGCAUUCUCGAGUUUGUUUCCAAGGAUCCCACCAUCGCCAAGGAAGGAAAGGAGCGCAUUGUUGCCGUCUUGGAGGAGUUCGGUUUCACAUCGGGCCCCGAGGGCAGGCAAUCGCAAAAGGUUGGGUCUCUCUCUGGUGGUUGGAAGAUGAAGCUGGCUCUUGCCCGUGCCAUGCUUCAAAGAGCCGAUGUUUUGUUACUCGACGAACCUACCAAUCACUUGGACGUCGCCAACAUCAAGUGGCUUGAGAACUAUCUCAAGACACACCCCGACAUCACCAGUUUGAUCGUGUCCCACGACUCGGGCUUCCUGGACGAGGUCACCACCGAUAUCUACCACUACGAGCCCAACAAGAAGCUUGGUCACUACAAGGGCAACCUUGCUGCCUUUGUCAAGCGCCGCCCCGAGGCCAAGAGCUACUACACUCUGUCUGCUUCGCUCGUCCAGUUCAAGUUCCCCCCCCCCGGCAUUCUGAGCGGUGUCAAGUCCAACACACGCGCCAUCAUCCGUAUGACCAACGUCUCGUACACAUACCCCAAGGCGCCCAAGCCAUCCUUGUCAGAUGCUUCUUGCCAGCUGACUCUGUCGUCGCGUGUUGCCAUCAUUGGCCCCAACGGUGCUGGCAAGUCUACCCUCAUCAAGCUGUUGACCGGUGAAGUUAUUCCCACCACUGGAAAGGUGGAGAAGCACCCCAACCUUCGUAUCGGUUACAUCAAGCAGCACGCCCUCGAGCACGUCGAAAUGCAUCUCGAGAAGACGCCCAACCAGUAUCUUCAAUGGCGUUAUGCCCACGGUGACGAUCGUGAGGUGCACAUGAAGCAGACCCGUGCGCUGUCCGACCAGGAUCGCGAGCAGAUGGACAAGUUUGUCGAGGUUGGUGGCGGUAAGGCUCCUCGCCAGAUCGAGGCCCUUGUCGGUCGCCAAAAGUACAAGAAAACAUUCCAAUACGAGAUCAAAUGGCGUGGCUUCCUGCCCAAGCACAACUCUCACUUUUCUCGCGAGACUUUGCUCGAGCUCGGCUUCGACAAGUUGGUGCAGGAGUUUGACGACCACGAGGCUUCGCGUGAAGGUCUCGGUUACCGUGAGCUCCAGCCUUCCGUCAUCAGCAAGCACUUUGAGGAUCUCGGUCUUGAUCCCGAGAUUGCGAACCACAAUGAGAUUGGCUCGCUCUCCGGAGGUCAAAAGGUCAAGGUUGUCAUUGCUGGUGCCAUGUGGAACAACCCCCAUUUGCUCGUGCUUGACGAGCCUACUAACUUCUUGGACCGUGACUCCCUCGGUGGCUUGGCUGUUGCCAUUCGCGAGUUCAAGGGCGGCGUGGUGAUGAUUUCCCACAACGAAGAGUUUGUGGGAGCCCUGGCUUCCGAGACUUGGCACGUUGACAACGGGCGGGUCACGCAUCGCAGCAACAAUGCCAUUGCGCUGGAUCGGUUCGAAGACAGUGCCAACACCAGUGCGGUCCCCAGUGCUGUUCCCAGCGGGCUUAACACACCCGCCCUGAGCAGCGCCGCCCCCAGCGCCGUCAACAGCGGUGUCGAGGACAAUGCCGGCGAGGCCUUGAAGUUCCGGGCGAGAAAGAAGAAGAAGAUGACCAAGAAAGAGCUCAAGGAACGUGAGGCCAGGCGCCGGCUGAGGCACAUCGAUUGGCUCAACAGUCCCAAGGGCACCCCCAAGCCCCUUGAUACGGAUGAUGAGGCGGACGACUAAAGGCGAUGACAAGCAUGAAGAUGGUUGGCUUUUUUGGAUGGCUUUCUAUAUACUGCGGAAACUCAGCGAUCAGCGAUAUGUAACCUGAGCAUGGCAUGGCGUCGGUCUGUUUAUAACGUAGAGGGUCACAGGGGCAGUGUAGAGCGGUUUCCUUUCUAGAUCAAGUUUGCACUUGGGAUGGUCUCAAAAUUCGGCUUCAAGGAGGGGGUUACCAGAGAAGAUAGAGGCGUUUGGCGCUAGACAUAGAGCAUAGAUUCAUGAGGUGUUGAUGAUGGUAAAUUAUUUCCGACUUGUGACUAUUUAUUUAUAUGACACUGAACAAAGUAUUUGAGGUGCAG
Molecule: messenger RNA, 3939 nt
Organism: Podospora pseudocomata
Lineage: Eukaryota; Fungi; Ascomycota; Sordariomycetes; Sordariales; Podosporaceae
Gene: NEW1
Product: [NU+] prion formation protein 1
Exons: 2
Coding region: 260-3601 (1113 amino acids)
Molecular function (GO): ATP hydrolysis activity; ATP binding
Source: RefSeq, a predicted model, not a curated record